AUGGUGACGUUUUGCCACAUGCGGGGCGUCCGCGUGGUCGUCGAGCAGCCCUUGAACUCGACUAUCUACCGCACGGCCGAGCUCUCCGAGGCCCUGCUGAUGGCCUGCGCGAAGCGCAUCAUCACGAACCUCGGAGCCUUCGGCGCGAUCAGCGUGAAGCCGAUCGAGAUCUGGACUACGCUGAGUCCUCAUGCUUUGCUUCCCCUUGUUCGCCGCAGGACGCAGGCCUUCAAACGGCUCGGCACCUAUUCAGAGCUCUGCCCCGCUAAACGAGUCAAGAAGACUCAGGGCUCCAAGCCGAAGAAAUACGGCUGGUCUCGGUCUGCCACGAGGACCAACCCGAAAGGCGACAGCUCGGGCCAACGGAAGGGCACGGUUUCAGGCGAGGACCAGGGGAAGGGGUGCACCAAGGGCUCGGGCGUGGACCUGGGCUCGGUUUCAGGCGAGGACCAGGGCAAGGGGUGCACCAAGGGCUCGGGCGUGGACCUGGGCAAGGACCUGGGCUCGGAGAAGGGCGAGAACAAGGGCUCAGAGAAGGGCUUGGAGAGGGGGAAGGGCUCGGACGACGUUGUUGGAACCUUGCCCCCUCCGACUCCGACCGACGACUCGGGCAAGGGCAGCAACCAGGCCUCGGGCAAGGGCCAGCAGAAGGGCAACGCGGCGCUGGACAAGGACGCGGGCAAGGGGAACAAGGGCGGCAAGGGCGGCAAGGCCCCUCGCAGGGGCCCGGGCUCGGAUCCGGCGAUGACUUUGCAGUGCAGCGUGCAAGCGAUCCUCGACAACUGCAGCAGAGCCCAGGCCACCAACAUGCUCCGCAAAAGCAUCACAGACUACAACACCAUGAAUGCGGAGGUCACGUCCCUGAGGGCACGCACAACCACCCUGGAGCUGCAGCUGUGGAUGAUGAUGAAGUCAUUCUACAAUCGAGAUGUUCUCAACAUUGCGCAGGACCCCCCCGUCGACGCGCGCGACGUGGCUCGCAACGCUUGCAACUCGUCGCCCCCGAUCCUCGAAUACACGCGCAUGCACGCGGACUUGCAGGGCGCGGGCGACAAGGGCGGCAAGGGCGGCAAGGUCAAGGGCAAGUACUCCGGCAAGGCAGACGUCGUCUGGCUCGCGGAUGCAGUCGCCUGCCCGCGAGCGGGCCGCGCGUUCGCGGCGGGCGAGCUGGUCGAGCGGAGCGCCUGCGUCGCACUGCUCUCCGUCACCCUCGAAGGCUGCUUCCUGCAGGACUACUGCUUCGAGCUUGGGCGCCCUUCGCCACGCGGUACGGCCUACGCCGCGGCCCUCGCAGAGCUGGCGGCGCGCUGCCCGUCCUGCGCGGCCGCUGGCCCCGCGGCGGCCCGCAGGGUGCCGCUGGCGCGCCGGCGGGGGUCGGCCGUGGAGGCGGCCGCGUCUCGCGUGCACGGCCUGGGCGUGCUGGCGGCGCGGGACGUGGCGGCGGGCGAGGCGCUGGAGGUGGCGCCCGUAUUGCCCGUGGCCCUCGACGGGAUCUCCCGCUCGCCGCUGCGCGAGUAUGCCAUCCACCCCCCCGGCGGAGACGACGCGCCCCUCGCCGCAGCGGGCGUCGUGCUGCUGCCCUUGGGGACCCUGGGGUUGUUCAACCAUGCCGCGGGCUCUUCGGGGGCGGGCCAUCGCGGUGCGGCAAUACCGCGGGCACCCUUGGCUGCUCGAGUGCGUCAGCCUCGAGGCUCAGGCGGCGGGCUCCGAGCUCCUCGUGGGCUACGGGGCCGCGUACUGGGAGCUGCCCUGGCGCCGGCUCUCGGGCGCGGGCCAGCCGUAGCCGCGCACCGGGGGCGCAUUCCGUUGCUCUCCUCCCCUCCUGCCUGUCCCGACCGUUGAGAGCAGCCAGAGGUCCCUCCGCGGGCUGUCUGGCGCCACCCCAGCGAGCCUUGCCGCGCUGACCCUUGACGUGUCUCUCCAGGGCCCAGACACCCGACGAUCUGGUAUUUCAAUGUGCGGCCCAAUCCAAUGAAAAAUACCUGCAUUGAAAACACAUGUGGCCCGAGAUCUGGGCCUCAGGCCACCGCCGUGCCGCUGCAAGGCGCGCGGCAGCCUACCCUGUCGACGGCUGCAAUCGCAGCAACAGCGCCCGCGCGUUCUCCCGAUGAAGGGAGACUGAGGGUAGCUAGGCGUGCCGGUCCGCCACCAUGGCGGCGUCCUCCUCGCUGGCGUCAGCCACCCGCUUGGCCACGAUCGCAAAACAGAUGUCGCCGGGCCAGUGCCAGCGCUCCUUGUCGGCAGCACCGCUCCCAGGCGCCGGGCCUCAGCGCCCGCAGUGCCUCCUCCCCGGUUGUGGGCAGCCGGGCGGAGCUGCCGCGGCAACGCGCCUCUGGCCGCGCGCGCGCCAGGGUGAGGACGCCAGCGAGAUCCGCAAGAGCUUCGGCACAUAGAGGGGUGGCGACACUUCGCCAGCUCGGCUGACAAGCGAAGGCGACUCGCUGCGUCGCGGUACGAAGCCCACGCGACAAUCGAGGGCUGUACACGAGACUGGCCAAGUAGUGGGGCAGCCAUCCGAGGUUUCUUUUCGCAGCCGCGCCCCCUGCCAGUCGGCAGGGUCCGUCAUUCGACAGGCCCCCCAGCA
Molecule: messenger RNA, 2584 nt
Organism: Prorocentrum cordatum
Lineage: Eukaryota; Dinophyceae; Prorocentrales; Prorocentraceae
Source: the annotation of a GenBank genome assembly